Molecule: messenger RNA, 666 nt
Organism: Papaver somniferum (opium poppy)
Lineage: Eukaryota; Viridiplantae; Streptophyta; Magnoliopsida; Ranunculales; Papaveraceae
Product: protein FAR1-RELATED SEQUENCE 5-like
Exons: 1
Coding region: 1-666 (221 amino acids)
Biological process (GO): regulation of DNA-templated transcription
Source: RefSeq, a predicted model, not a curated record
AUGCAACAAUUAAGGCAUUUGGGAGAGAAGUAUAAUUACUCGGUUUUUCAUAACGAAGAUGAUGAUCGCCAAAUAAAGAAUCUCAUAUUGGAUCAUCCCGAGUUUAUACGGUUGGCUCGGUGCUCCAAUCAAGUACUUUUAAUGGAUUGCACGUACAAGACCAACAAGUAUGAGAUGUCGGUAUUGAACAUUGUUGGACAAACUUCCACCAACUCUCCAUUUAGUGUCGCGUUUUUCUUCUUGGAAAAUGAGCUUGAAGAGAGUUAUGUGUGGGCACUAGAACAAGUGAAGUUAUUCUACGUGGAAGGAUAUACUCCAAAAGUCAUUGUCACCGACAAGGAACAAGCAUUAUUGAACGCAAUAGCGAGGGUUUUCCCGGAUGCUCAUCACCUUCUUUGCACAUUCCACCUAUGGAAUAAAAUUGAAACUAAAUGUAAUACCAUAAUUCGUCCAACAAAGAAAAGUGAAAUGGCGAGAAUAAAGACACUACCGGUAGAUCAACAAGAACAAGCCAAAGAAAAAUUCAAGAAGGAUGACAAGUUGGCGGAACUAAGAUGGGCUAGUUUCCAAGAUGAUUGGGAUGCCAUGGCAGACUCUCUCACCGUGGAAGAUUAUGAAGAAAGAUCAUGUAUGUUAUUGGAUAGUUUGAGAAUCCAAGUAUGGUGA